Molecule: messenger RNA, 474 nt
Organism: Diaporthe citri
Lineage: Eukaryota; Fungi; Ascomycota; Sordariomycetes; Diaporthales; Diaporthaceae
Exons: 3
Coding region: 1-474 (157 amino acids)
Biological process (GO): pyrimidine nucleotide-sugar transmembrane transport
Cellular component (GO): Golgi membrane
Molecular function (GO): UDP-galactose transmembrane transporter activity
Source: RefSeq, a predicted model, not a curated record
AUGGCUCUACUCGAUGCCCCCCAGGCCAGAGGCGCCUUGAAGGGGGGUCCGACGCUCUUUGGGGUGCCCAUGAAGCAGGCAUCGCUCAUUACUUUGACCUUCCAAAAUUCAGCCCUCAUCCUUAUCAUGCAUUACAGUCGGAUAAUGCAACCCUCGGGAGACCACAGAUACUUCACCAGCACGGCAGUCUUCCUCAAUGAGGUCAUCAAGCUCGCCAUCUCCGCCACUUUUGCCCUCUACGACGUCUCGAGGAGCCUUGCGCCCCAAACUCCUGCCACAGUACUUUUCGAGCAGAUAUAUCGGUCGGCAUUCAGCGGCGAUGGGUGGAAACUGGCGAUCCCGGCAACACUGUACACCUUCGAGAACACGCUGCAGUACGUGGCUCUGGGUAACCUGGAUCCAGUACAUUUUCAGGUCUUGUACCAGCUGAAGGUGCGUCGCAAGUCCCCACGUGGCCGCGCGGGCGCAAAGUAG